CGACACAAUGGACCAAAUGGCCUCCCUCUGUGCCAUUAAAAUCCUGUGAAUCUGUGAUAUCAGUAGUUCAGCUGCAGCUGGGGUCUUGUGUCCAAUUCAGGACACCACAUAUCGGGAAAGAUGCUAAGGCUCUGGAGAGGGUGCAGUUUACUGACAAAUCAACAGCAUGAUGAAUGCAACUGAAAAGCUGCACAUCACAAGCAGCGACUACGGUUAUGACUAUGAAGACCUGUUUUCUCCAUGUGACAAGGGAUCUGCAAAAAAAAUUGGUGAUAGCUACCUACCAGUGCUUUACUCACUCGUGUUUGUCUUUGGGCUCCCAGGGAAUGUUCUUGUACUGUGGAUUCUUCUAAAAUACGCAUGGCUGAAGAACAUGACAGGAAUUUAUGUUUUCAAUUUAGCAUUAUGUGAUUUGCUUUUUGCUAUAACCCUUCCCUUCUGGGCAUAUUUUGCUGCAAAUGAAUGGAUUUGGGGAGAUGCCUUUUGCAAGAUCAUUAAUGUCUGUUAUAUGCUUGGCUACUCCGGUGGUGUAAUGUUCAUAAUCCUGAUAAGUAUAGACCGGUACCUUGCGAUUGUUCAUGCUGUGUCUCCGGUCAGGGCUAGGACAGCUCGAUGUGGGAUUAUUUCGAGUGUAGUGAUGUGGUGUGUAGCUACGUUCACCUCUCUUCCCACGAUGAUAUAUAACAAAAUCGACAACAUUGAUGGAAGAAUUGUUUGUCAUACUUCCUUUCCAUCUGAAACAUUAUUGAGAUGGAAACUUCUUAGCCUUUUCAGUGCCAAUGUGCUUGGGUUUUUUAUCCCAUUUGCUGUGAUGGUUUUCUGUUAUACGGGAAUAAUUCAAACUCUGCUUAAAAGCAAAAGUUAUAAGAAACACAGGGCUUUAAAAGUUAUAUUUAUUGUUGUGACUGUGUUUUUUGUAUUUUGGACACCGCACAACAUAGUGAUGUUCCUGGAGUCUUUGAGAGAACUGCAUAUUUUAACUGGUUGUGAAUUCAGCAUACGGCUGAUUAUUGCCCAGCAAAUAACUGAAUCCAUCACGUUUGUACACUGUUGUUUAAAUCCUAUAAUUUAUGCGUUUUUGGGUGAAAAGUUCAGACUGCACCUCCGCAGAGUUUGUCACGCCUGUUUGCCUUCAUGUAUUAUAUAUGAAUUACGGGACAGGCUUCAUUUUGCCCCUCGUGAUUUUACUACCUUAUAUCGGUCACAAUCCUCUGGUAGCCAUGACUCGUCCACAUUUAUGUAAUUCAGCAUUCAACUGUUUUAGUUCAAUACGGAAGUGCCGGUAAAUACCUUUGUGUAUAUACUCUGUUCUCUCAUUUCUGCAAACUUAGGCUACUUUUAAUUUGUGUCUAAACACAAAAUCAUCUGCAAAACUAAAAUGGGGUUGUAAAUGUUUUUCACAAUGUUUUAUUUGAAGAGUAGCCUGAUUACGCUGGUAGAUUAAUACAAGUGCCUAUUGGUGAUGGAGAUAAUUUUGAGGUGGUACACUUUGGCUGGUGAAUAAAAGUGGCCACAUACUUCCUGGAAAGCAAAUGUCUAAAUUACAUUUGGGAACGGAAGACCCGUCUGGUGGAUAUGAGUUGUCCACAUUUCUGUAGUUCAACAUUCAGGUGGUUUUUGUUCAAUAUCAAGUGUCCGUAAAUAUAUAUGUAUAUACACUCUGUUCUCACAUUUUUUCAAACAUAUGUCUAAACAUAAAACCAUCUCCAAACCUAA
Messenger RNA from Carcharodon carcharias (great white shark), 1716 nucleotides. Its product is annotated as C-C chemokine receptor type 4-like. The record is from RefSeq and is a predicted model, not a curated record. NCBI's taxonomy places the organism in Eukaryota, Metazoa, Chordata, Chondrichthyes, Lamniformes, Lamnidae. Gene Ontology annotation, molecular function: chemokine receptor activity. Gene Ontology annotation, biological process: immune response; G protein-coupled receptor signaling pathway; chemotaxis. Gene Ontology annotation, cellular component: membrane. Bases 167 to 1243 code for a protein of 358 amino acids. The transcript has 2 exons.